Molecule: messenger RNA, 1656 nt
Organism: Lotus japonicus
Lineage: Eukaryota; Viridiplantae; Streptophyta; Magnoliopsida; Fabales; Fabaceae
Product: receptor-like protein kinase ANXUR1
Exons: 3
Coding region: 159-1445 (428 amino acids)
Biological process (GO): protein autophosphorylation
Cellular component (GO): plasmodesma; plasma membrane
Molecular function (GO): transmembrane receptor protein tyrosine kinase activity; ATP binding
Source: RefSeq, a predicted model, not a curated record
GUGGCGGAUUCUGAAAGUUAAUUAUUGUGGGCAGAACCUAGUUGACUAAAGUAAGCACCAAACAAGCAGCAACAGCUUCUUCUUCAACAACUUCAGGUAAAGAUAUAUAGCUGUGAUUAUUGUAGUGCAUUGCAAGAGGCAUUGAUUAGAUUAGAAGAAUGGCUCUCAAGUAUUUCUGUAUUGGCUAUUCGAGGAAGCAUGCAAGUUCAUCUAAGAGGCCUUACCAAACAACGUUAAUAGAAGAGUCGUUCCAUCAUUUUUCUCUCGCUGAUUUAAAGAAAGCAACCAAUAACUUCCAUGAAAAUAAUUUAAUUGGAAGAGGAGGCUUUGGCAAGGUUUAUAAAGGUUGUCUUCAACUUGAUCAUGUUGCUACAGCAGUAGUAGCAGUGAAGGUAAAGAGUAUACAUAUAUAUUAUAAGCCGAAGGAGUUCAAGAACGAAAUUGAGUUGCUCUGCCAACUCCGUCAUCCUAAUUUGAUAUCUCUGAUCGGAUUCUGCGUCCAUAAAGACAAGGAGAUUAUCGUGUACGAGUACAUGUCCAAUGGUUCCCUCGCUGAUCGCCUAUUCGAAAGCGAUGCAAGGGAACCACUGUCAUGGAAGAAGAGGCUUGAGAUCUGCAUAGGAGUAGCGCGUGGGUUGCACUACCUUCACUCGGGACUCAAACGCACCAUCAUUCACCGUGACAUCAAACCCGCUAACAUUCUUUUGGAUGACAACAUGGUACCUAAACUCUCUGAUCUCGGGAUUUCCGUACAAGGAGCAUUGUUCACAGAAAAGCCAAAACCAAUUCAAGUAAAAGAAGUUUUUCAUUCAACACAAAGCGGUACAUACAAUUACAUGGCCCCCGAAUAUAUACGCAAAGGCACCGUGACGGAUCAAUACGAUGUUUAUUCAUUUGGUAUUGUUCUAAUAGAUGUGGUAUCUCGAAAGCCAGUUGAUGCAAUUAGGAAUGAGAUGUUUGGUUUCCAGCAACCAACAAAUGAAAAAAGAGAAAUGUCUAAUAAUGGUUCAGAAUCUUCUUCAGAUGAUCAUAUUACUAUGAUUGAGGUGCCUGCGCCUGAGCCACCAAAUGAAGAAGUAGAAAUGUCUAAUAAUGGUUCAGAAUCUUCUUCAGAUGAUCAUAUUACAAUGAUUGAGAUGCCUGUGCCUGAGCCACCAAAUGAAGAAGUAGAAAUGUCCAAUAAUGAUUCAGAAUUUUCAGAUGAUCAUAUUACUAUGUCUUGGGGUUCUAAGAUUAAUAUGUUAAGGCUUCGAGCAGAGUAUAUUGAUCCGGCUCUGGUAGGAAAUAUUGCACCACAAUGUUAUGCAGCAUACAUCGAUAUCAUUGACAGGUGCUUGAAGGAUGAACCAAAUGAACGACCAAACAUGGGCGAAGUGGAAUUGCUACUUGAGCAUGCGCUGACUUUGCAACUGGAGGCAGAUGCCACAGAUACUAGUGAUCAUUGAUUACCUCUAAUUAUUCACCAGCAUUACCCAACCACAACAACCAGAGAUGCCAAUUUCAACUUAGAACAUGUUGCCUUGUUGGUUUGGCUGUCUCAUAUCAGAUCAUGUUAUUCUUUCUAGUCAUCACUUGACUUUUUCCUGUGUUGUUAGCAAAAUUGCUUAAUCAUGUAUGUUGCUGAAGCCUUCAAUUUAAUUUCGAAUGGAAAUGUUA